Molecule: messenger RNA, 453 nt
Organism: Podarcis raffonei (Aeolian wall lizard)
Lineage: Eukaryota; Metazoa; Chordata; Lepidosauria; Squamata; Lacertidae
Product: E3 ubiquitin-protein ligase TRIM7-like
Exons: 6
Coding region: 1-453 (150 amino acids)
Source: RefSeq, a predicted model, not a curated record
AUGGCUAGUGACCACUGUAUCCUUUGUGAGAAACGGAUCGAAGCAGAGAAGCAGAAAAUCAUCCAGGAAUGGCAGCAGCUCCGUGAGUUUCUGAAGGAGCAGGAGCAGCUUCUGCUGAGUUGGCUGGAGAUGCUGGACAGGAAGAUUGCACAGAAAAGGGAGAAGAGCCUCUCCAAGCUCUGCCUGGAGAUUACCCUGCUUGAGGAUUUGCUUGGCGGAAAGGGAGCGGAGAAAGAGGAGCCAAAUCGUCUCCGGCAGGGCUGCUUCAGAAGCACAGGGAACAGUAUGGAAGAUGGCGCGUCACCAAAAGCGGAACUCGACUUAGAGGAGCUCGAACAGAGAGUCAACUGUUUCUCUGAGAAAAAGGACACCCUGCAGGAAGUGAUGUUGCAGUUCAAAGAGACUUUACGGAUGGAGCUGGAGGGUGACACAGGUACGUCUCGGAGUGCCUGA